This is a messenger RNA of Malassezia sympodialis ATCC 42132, 1023 nucleotides long. RefSeq lists its product as uncharacterized. The transcript is spliced from 2 exons. The coding region runs from base 1 to 1023 and encodes 340 amino acids. Gene Ontology annotation, biological process: TRAMP-dependent tRNA surveillance pathway; nuclear polyadenylation-dependent rRNA catabolic process; U5 snRNA 3'-end processing. Lineage: Eukaryota; Fungi; Basidiomycota; Malasseziomycetes; Malasseziales; Malasseziaceae. The record is from RefSeq and is a predicted model, not a curated record. Gene Ontology annotation, molecular function: mRNA 3'-UTR AU-rich region binding. Gene Ontology annotation, cellular component: cytoplasmic exosome (RNase complex); nuclear exosome (RNase complex).
AUGACUGAGGUCGCCAGUGGCGCGGAUGCUGCGCCCAUGACCACGUUCAAGAAGCUCUAUCCGGCUGAGUACCUGCAGCGGCAUUUAGAACAGCGUGUGCGUGAGGAUGGACGGGCGUUCACGGAUGGGCGUCCCGCAUCGGUGGCCGUCGGCACGCUGUCGCAUGCGCGGGGCAGCGCGCUGGUGCGCUGGGGGCAGAGCACGAUGGUGGUAGCAGGCGUUCAUGCGCAGCUGUGCAAGCCCGCGUACGAACGCCCAAAUGAGGGGUUUCUCGUGCCAACCGUGGACCUCUCGCCGCUGUGCUCGCCGCAGUACAAGGCGGGCCCGCCCAGCGAAGACGCGCAAGUCAUGGCGCACCAGCUACAGAUGUUUCUCAAUGCAUCCAACAUUCUCCCGCGCUCGUCGCUAUGUAUUGAGGAGGGCGUAGCGGUCUGGAGUAUCUUUGUCGAUGUGGUAUGUCUGAGCGCCGAUGGCUCGGUGCUGGAUGCUGCCGCGCUUGCGGCGGUCGCCGCGCUGCACCAAUGUCGACUCCCUGUGCCUCGCAGCGUACCGUCCGUGGACCAAGCUGUAUUUGAUGCGCAUGAUACCCAGCCCCUCGCGCUCCAUGGCAUGCCCAUUCUCGCGACAUUUGGCGUACAUGAUUCUACCUACCUGCUUGCGGAUAUGACAGCCUUCGAAGAGUCGCUCGCAAUGGGUCGUCUCCAUCUCGGGCUUGUCGACGGCGCCGACAGUGAGGAAGCGUUUUGGAUCAAGGUGCUCGGGCACUGUGCCGUGCGCGAGCCGCGCGAGCUGGCGUUCCCCGAGCUCGUGCAGUUCUGCCUCGAACACGCACAGCGGCGCGCUGCCCAGCUGCGUGCACUCCUGCGCGAUGCCGCGUUCGCACAGGAGGCACACGCGCGCGCCAGAGCGAUUCCCUUUGAGGAAGGCCGCAUGCCGCUCGACGAGACGAAUCAUGAGGGUGCGCCGUGCGGGAUGAGCCGUGGUCAAGAGCUGUGUGAGUGGCUUCACGUACUUCGGUUAUGA